Cyanistes caeruleus (blue tit) is the source of this 1307-nucleotide messenger RNA. NCBI's taxonomy places the organism in Eukaryota, Metazoa, Chordata, Aves, Passeriformes, Paridae. The record is from RefSeq and is a predicted model, not a curated record.
ACCACCAUUGCUCAGCCCAGCUGGUGCUGGGGGCACACCAAACACUCGUGCUGCAGGACACAUGGUGAUGAUGCCACAGCUGAACCCCGAGGUCUGUAGCCACCCGUACUGAGCUGUCACAGGCAGCAUCUUCUGGCUCCUGCCUCAUCCCCAAAGGGCUGAGCUGGUGGGGUCCAUGGUGCCCCACUGUGUGCCACAGCAGCAUGUCAGUGAGCGAGGCACAGCACGGGGCAGCCAGGCAAGGUGCUGGGCUGCUGUGGUGCUGCUGGGCUGGGAUCAGCAGGAUGAUGAUUCGGCAUGCUUGGGCAGUGCCCCUGCACCACCGGGCACCCUGGCACCCGUGGCUGGAGCCCUCCUGCCAUGGCGACCCUGAAAGGAGCCCUUUAAGUGGCAAUAACAGCUUCUCCCACUGCCCACAGAUGUUUGGGUUGCUGCCAAUGAUAUCGGCCCACCCUUCCCUCCUUCCCUCCUUCCCGCCCGCCCUCCUCCGGACUGGGACCAGCAGAGCCAGCAGCGCUGCCGUGGGAGCUUCUCUGUUUUCCCAGCACCGCCGCUGUCCCGCAUGCCCAGCCGGGCAACCACUGGGCCAGGACGACCUCGCCACCAGACCGGGUCAGUGAAGGAGUCAGGCAGCCGGGAGAACCCUCCGGGGACUCAGCGAUGCUGGGGCUGCGCCGCAGCCGCUUCGGGACCGGUGAGCAGGGUGGGGGAAAGCCCCAUGGGGCUUUAUCUUCUUGAGGGGCCGGGCCAGCAUGGAGCCAGCCAGCGCCCUUCCCAACAUCUCCAGUAACAGCAGCGGCGCUGGCAGUGCCCCACACUCACCAGCAGCCACGGGACUCAUCUUGCUGGCCGCCCUGUCCGUCCUGCUGGCCACGCUGGUGGGCAACGCUCUGGUGGUGGUGGCCAUCUCCACUAGCCGGGCUCUGCAAGCCCCACAGAACCUCUUCCUUGUGUCCCUGGCCUCGGCAGACAUCCUGGUGGCCAUCCUCGUCCUGCCUUUCUCGCUGGCCAACGAGGUGAUGGGCUACUGGUACUUUGGUGGGCUGUGGUGCAGCCUGUACCUGGCGCUGGACGUGCUGCUCUGCACCGCGUCCAUCGGGCACCUCUGUGCCAUCAGCCUCGACCGCUACUGGGCCGUCACACGGGCGGCACGGCUCAACCUGCGCCGCAGCCCUCGGCGGGUGAAGGCCAUGAUCGGGGCAGUGUGGGCGGCAGCGGCCCUGGUGGCACUGCCACCGCUCCUGCGGCCGCGGCCGGCCGGGCGGGAGUGCCAGCUGAGCCAGGAGACCUGCCCCUCCCUGGAGUAA